Cryptosporidium ubiquitum is the source of this 3147-nucleotide messenger RNA. RefSeq lists its product as uncharacterized. The record is from RefSeq and is a predicted model, not a curated record. The coding region runs from base 1 to 3147 and encodes 1048 amino acids. The transcript has a single exon. Lineage: Eukaryota; Apicomplexa; Conoidasida; Eucoccidiorida; Cryptosporidiidae.
AUGGGAUUAUCGGGUUCGACAACAGUAGAGAAUUGCAGAGUAGGAAAAGUGAAACUGAGAUGCGAUGGGAGGACAAGGAAAGAGAGUGUUUCUGCCGGAAAUGGUGGGCCAGGCAGAGUUGUUAGUUUUUUUGAAGAGUUGAAUGAGUACCUUGACAUAGAGUUUUUGGCGGAGGACAUUGAAGAGUCGGAAAGUUUUUCGGAGGUUGGAGAGACUUUGAAGAGAGGGAAGUCUCACGAUGUUUCCUUGGUUUCAGUUUUGAAGGAGAAUUCUAAGGAAGAGAGUAGGCCAGAGUUAAUGAGGUCUGAAACUUAUAAUAUAGGCUCAGAAGCCUUUGGUUGUGGUUGCGAGAAGUCUUCAUCUGGCAACUUUAAACGCAAGCUGAGAAGCUUUUUGAGCCCAGAGCUAUGCAUUCGGAUUCCAAAUGAAAGCAGAAAGUUUUCUAAAGAAGGGAUUGUAGGAUCUGGUAAGGUUUUAGUAGGGAGGGAUGACUUAAUAGAUACAGCAAUGAGGUAUAUUUGUGACACAGAAAAGAAUGCUUCUCUACCUCUAUUCCCAUCUUCUUUAUAUGCGAGCAAUAUAACAUGCAAUUCUUGGUAUUCUUUGACUGGAUUUUUGGAGAAUGGAAUAUCAUUUGAAGUUCCAGAAGGAGUCGAAGCAAUUUCUUUGAUGGGUUACGAAUUUUCAGUAGACGAUGCAAAUGUUAGGAGAUCAGCUAAUUUGCAUAGUAUUUCGCUUUUGGAGAAUUUGAGGUUGGUAUUACGUGAGAAAAAAACAGCAAAGUUUACUAUUAUCAAACCUCAGAUAUGGUUUAAGCGCACAGAAGAAAGCUUGUCUCAUUUGGAGGAGGAGAACCUGACCAAAAGAUCACUUGUUUCUAAUGUAAGGGAUAUUAAUGAUGACCAGGACAGGUUUUAUUCACAAGGGAUAAUUUACUGUUCUAUGCUGUCAGGUACAGUUAGUCUGGCAGAAGGUAAAGAAGGAGUAGAGGUUUGGUGGAGCUUUGAAAGCCCGGCUCCCAGUCUUCCUAAUGAAGCUAUUAAGUUACCUUUAGUGGCUUCAUUGGAUGUGGGAAUUUCAAAGCUGGAGAAUUGGUUAUUGAAUGAGACAGUUCAGCAUCCUGAGACCUGGGUUCCUUUCUUUGUUCCACAGAAAAAACUCAAGAAUUCGGCUCCAAUUUGGGUUCAUAGACUAGAAAAACUAUUAUUAAAUGCUCAAAUCCUCUGGAAAUGCCAAUAUUUAAUUAAGUCUUUGAAUACUUAUAAUUCUUGUUUUUUAGCUUUGGCUGGAACAAAUUCAGCUGAGGAUGACUAUAGAGUUGGAGCAAGUUCAAUACUAUCGAAGUUCAUAAAUGAGGACCACAUUACAAACUAUACCGUUUGUUUCUCUGAGUUAAUUAGUCAAUUUGAAAGUUGGAGAGUGAACCACCGUAUUACAAGUGAUUACUGUAUGGAAAUGAUGUCCCUAAUUUGUGUGGGAAGCUUGGUAACUUCGGAGAGCUUAUUAGAAAUCAUGUUAUCCCUCAAACAAUCUGGAUUUGAGCUUAAGUUGUCUAUUUCUCUCCAGAAGGAAUCACCUUUCACUGACUCAAAGAUUCCAAAAAAAAUGCUGGAAGAAAAGUUCACCUCGUUCUUAUCAAAGAUACUUUUGUUAAGAGGGUUGUCUUUAAGAAGCUUGCUCAAUUAUCGUACUAGAGAAUUUUUGGUUCAACAUCUUAAGACUAAAAUUCAAAGCUUGCAAAUGAAUGGAAGUGAAAAGGUGAAUAUAAAAGAGUCAUUUGGUAGGGUUUUGGAUGUUUUUGAGAAGGACCAGGCUUUUGAAAAAGCUACUCAGACAUUUAUCACGGGAUUGAAUUUGAUCAGUUCUCUAGUACUUAAAAGAAGUCAUUUCCUAGUAGUAGGAGAGACUAUUAUGUCAGCAAUGCUUUUUUUCGCAGAAGUGGACAGAAAUAUAACAUUUGCAAAGAUUAUGGGAGAAAAAUUACUUGAAAGUGGAUUAAAAGCAGCUGGAAAAGAAACCCUGGAGCAGGUUUCCUGGAAGGAAGUUUCAGGAAUUGAGACUCUGUUUAGUUUGGAUGAAAUUUCUAGGGCUAUAGAAACUUUGGGCUACUGGAUAGAGGAGGAGACUUCUUUGUUCGAGGCAUAUAGUGAAAAGAUGACCAGAGAAAACUAUUUUUUACUAAAUCAAAGGCUAGAAAGGAUCUAUGAAUCAAUUAAAAUUAAGGUUCACGUACUAAGAAUAAAACUAAGCCCAGCUUUCAUCAACUUUUUGCUCCCAAGAGCAGUAGAUGAAGUUAAGGAAGAGCUUUACUCUUUGAGAAAAGGUGCAUUUUCCAGACUUCAAGAUAACAAGGAAAACUGUCGAGGAAUGAUCUUUGAAAAUUGUUGCCAAAGCAAAUGCUUUACAGACUCUAACAAUAAUAGCCACAUUCAGGAAAUUGAGACUUUUAUGCCUGGGAUAGAUAUGAACCAGAAAAAGAUCUCAGGAAAAGAUCAAGAAUUACAACAGUUAUCUUCUUGUGAAAGUGAGUCUGACUCCUCUAAGCCAGAAUUAAAAAGAAUUUCAAUUUCCUCUAUGAUAUUUUCAAUGGCUAAAUCUUUGGUUUCUCGGGAGAGAAAUAUUAGUUUUACUGGUAUUCAGUGUUGCAAUACUGAUAGAACUGAUUUCAGAAACCUUUUGGAUCUGGCUGACUCUAAUUGUGGAGAAGGUGCCUACAACCCUCCGACUUGGUCUAUUUCUGAAAAUACUGGUUGCAGGACUCUAGUAGAGAAGUCUACCUAUAUGUCAUCACAGAAGAGAGCAGAUAAACUGGAAGAGCUUAUUUUGGAUUGGAUUAAGCUAAGGUGCUGGAACUUUACAGAUUCAGAUCUCAGAUGGAUCGAUGGUUGUAAAUAUGUCGGCGGUGGUGAAUUCGAGACGGCUUUAAUGCAGCUUUCUUCGGACUUAAAUACUGAGGGGGUAGCAAAGAGGAUUUUACAAGAAGUAGACCAUUCUGAAGUUCGUCAAAGCCUUAGACAUGUUACUUUUGAAGAAAGCUCUCCUCUAAUUCUUGUAAGAAGCUAUAUACUUCCGUACGGGGAGCUAUUGCUUCCUAAUCCCCAAGUUUCCCAACUAAUUGGUGCUGUGAGAUCCUGCAAUUAUAGAUAA